Closterium sp. NIES-65 is the source of this 644-nucleotide messenger RNA. NCBI's taxonomy places the organism in Eukaryota, Viridiplantae, Streptophyta, Zygnematophyceae, Desmidiales, Closteriaceae. The record is from the annotation of a GenBank genome assembly.
GGAUCUUGGCAUCAACAAUCUCACGGGCUCCAUUCCCGACAGUAUCUCUGCCCUCACGGCACUUACAUACCUGGAUCUUUUCACAAACAAUCUCACAGGCUCCAUUCCCGAGAGUAUCUCUGCGCUAAAGGCACUCGAAUUCCUGGCUCUUGAAUGCAACAAUCUCACGGGCUCCUUUCCUGACAGCAUAUCCGCUCUCACGGCUCUCACAAAUCUGUACCUUAAUAGUACCAAGCUCACAGGCUCUAUUCCCAACAGCAUCUCUGCGCUCACGGCACUCGAAUACCUGAGUCUUAGCUAUAACAGUCUCACGGGCUCCAUUCCUGACAGCAUCUCUGCGCUCACGGCACUCAAAUUGUUAGAUUUGAAGUACAACCAACUUACCGGGCCUAUUCCAGCCGCAUUUGGGAGUCUUUAUGGACUGCAAACCAUGAAUAUUGAUGGCAACGACGUCACUUGUCCUGCUGACAACGCUAGCUGCGGCCAAACCCCAGUGGCACAGGCGGGCUUAUGCUGGAAGUGUGACACCUUCACCUUUUGUAUUACAUGCCAGCGACCAACAGGUUUAUUCGGAGGUGCAUCUGGAGGUGGAGCCGGAACUCCCUACUCCCCUUCUGCCUCACCGCCACCACCUAAGCCUAUUG